AUGGCGUUUAUAUUGAAAUGGGUUAGAGGAAUGAUAUAUAAGGACGACAAAGAUAAUACCAAAGAAGCAACAGUAGUUAACAUACCAAAUGAAAAAGAUAUUUUACUCGAAGAAGCUUUUCAUGACUCAAUGAAAAAACUAUUAAACAUCUCACAAUUGGAAGGAGAUGAUUAUUUUGAUAAAUUGAAAAAGAUUACAUCAUUAAAUGAAUCCGAAAUUGAUCCAUCGGCAUUCAUUUCUUCUGGUGUUGUUCAAGUAUUAGUUGAAUAUUUGUUCAAAAAUGAACUUAAAGUUCGUUCUAAAGUUUUAUCAAUAUUAUCAGAUCUAUGUGUGUACAAAGAAAUAGCACAAGUUCUCGGCCAACCAGAAAUUGCUGAAUGUUUAAUUGAAAUUGCUACAAACAAAGAAAGACCAAAUAAAGAUGCCUAUAAUACAAUUUAUAUUUUACAACAUAUAAUAUCUUACAUAACUGAUGAUGAUAUUGUAGAUUCAUUUCCAGUUGAAGAAUUUUGUAAUUUUCCUCGUCCAUCGAUUGCAACUACAUAUUUCGCGAAUUUAUUGGCAUCACAUCCAAAUUCUAAGAAUUAUGAUAGGAUACUACUAUAUAUUAACAAGUAUUCAAUUUUCGAUCCAAUCGUAGUGCAUAAUAUACAUGAUUUCUUGAAAGUUAUCAUACCAAUAUAUCCUGAACGAAUAUAUUCUUUAGUCGAUCCUUGCACAGGUAAAUUCCCAGUAAGUUUUCUACAAGAUUAUCUUAAUUCUAUACCAUACUUUGAUUAUGAAGGAUAUUCCAACUUAUUUACCAUUCUUCAUGAACCAUUGGUCCAGCAAUUCAAUGAUCGCCCAGAAAUAUUCCGACUUCUUAUAAAAACAAAACAAAUUGAAAAUGCAUAUGACAUAUUCUUUGACGAAGAAAGUGAAGAAGAUUACAGACGCAAUUCUAUCAGAUUUAUUGAAGACUGUCUCAUCAACAACUGUUUACGUGGCCAUGCGCUGGAAUUCAUUAAUUAUGAUAUUUUCGAUAAAUUUAUUGACAGUAUUGAAAACUCCUCUAGUAAUAUCAAAUCAUCCUUGUUCAAUAUAAUAUUAUAUUGCCUUGAUUAUCAUGGCUUUGACUCAUUUGUUGAAGCCGUUCACAGAGGAAUUCUUAAAUUUAUUGAUGAUAUAAUCGGAACCAAUACGAAACUAGCAGUAACAUUCAUUGAAAACAUUUUGAAAAAUUAUACUGACUAUAAUCGCGAAGAACAAAUCAGAGAACACAUCGACAAUACAAAAAUUAUCAAUGAUUUGGAAGAUGCAUAUCAACAAUCUAAUAAUGAAGAAGAGUCAAAAAUUAUAGAUGAAUUCUUAAAUAAAUAUAAACAAUCUAGUUGUUCUUCGAAUGACUCGCCUCCUUCCAACAAUUUCGACUUGCAUUGUGUGCAUUACGUAAAUGAUUUAGUCUCUUUUUAA
This is a messenger RNA of Trichomonas vaginalis G3, 1452 nucleotides long. RefSeq names its product armadillo (ARM) repeat-containing protein family. NCBI's taxonomy places the organism in Eukaryota, Parabasalia, Trichomonadida, Trichomonadidae. Bases 1 to 1452 code for a protein of 483 amino acids. The record is from RefSeq and is a predicted model, not a curated record. The transcript has a single exon.